AAGGGAGCGAGAUUGAGGAGAGCAAAGUGGCGGUGGUACUUUCGGGAUUUUCCCGUUUAGUGGCUUCAUUAUGGAUGAAAUAGUCGCUGAAUACAUCAGGAGAACUGUACUGCGAAUACCACGUUCAGAAAUGGGGAGAAUGCUGACUACAUGGGGGGUUUUCUCUGAGAACCAGCUUCAGUCUAUAAACUUACAUCAGAUAAAGGAUAAAUUGUCCCAAGAAGUAGUUCAGCUUUGUGAGGAAAAUGGUGCAACUAUCAAGCAUGCAGCAAAUCUAGACAUCAUUUAUAAUUACACAUAUAGAGACAAAAAGGUUUGGACUGUUUACAAGAUGACAAAAGAAGAUGGUGAUGAAAAUGUUGUUUUCAACUGGGUAGAUUUCAAAAACAGAUUUAAAGCCAGCCUUCGGUUACUUCUGAAAAAUGUCACUAUCACCUUUAAGAAAUUUGAAGACAAUUCAAUGUGGAUUCGAAUAGCAUGGGGAACACAAUUUAAAAAACCAAACCAGUACAAGCCAACCUAUGUUGUUUACCAUUCACAGACUCCUUACGUCUUUAUUUCCCACUCCAUAUUUAAAAACUGCAGAGUUCUGCUUUUUCAGGCCCUGUUGGCUGCUGCCAAUUACAGUGACAUCCAUGAAAUGGACCUCCGAAGCCGUUGUUUAGACUCUCUUAAAGAUAUUGUGUUUAAGAGAUAUAACCAGAAUGUUGAAACUUUUAACCCACAACCUCUACAGGAGAGGAACAGCACCUUGGAAAAUGUGGAUCCGAGGAUAAUUCAAGAAGAUAAAAACAAAAAGGAAACCAUUCGGAAAAUUAAUGAGGAGGAUUUUGGAAAUGGUUCCUUGCCAAAACUACAGUAUGCACAAUACAAGCUUGAAACAGUAUUCAAAAGUAAACCAGAAAUGGGCAUCUUGAAUGACAAGGAACCAUUUAGAUGCCUGGUGACGUUUUCUAGUCCCCAUCUUUUAGAAGCACUGAAGUCCCUUGCGCCUGCUGGUCUGGCAACUGCUCCUCUUUCACGUUUACUUACCUGCAUUGUCCCAGAGGCCAAGAACUCUUUUAAAAUUACAGAGAAAAAAAGUGGAUUUUCACAUGGUCUUCCAGACCAAUGACAUCCUUAAAGCAGUUUGCUUAAUUAUUUUAAAGACAUAAUUUAUUUGCCCAGCUAAAUUCCUCAUCAUGCAAAUACAUUGUGUAAAAACAAAAAAAAAAAAUUAGGUUUAUGCUAUCGGUAUUUUUUUUUUGCUAACGAAUCUGCUUGCUAAACCACUGGUAUUUCUCUGGAUCAUCAAACACUGAAGAAUGGAAUCUCUAAGUUCUCCACAGUCCACUCGGUCAAGACAAAGUCGUUCUGGCAGGCUCUAGCAUGCAUAUACUACUUGUUCAGCUUGACUGCUCCAUGGCUAUGUAUUAUUAUAGAAUUCUGUCUUCUAAAGCAAACCAUACAGUAAAGAUUUUAGAAACAAUGUUACUCAUUCCACUGUCAACUUCUGAGUAUUGGCUUGUUAAAGCAAAGGGCAAUACCAGACAAUUCUUGAAAACUUCGUUCUCAAAAUGGUAUUAAUCAACGUGGCAUUUAUAAUUUUAAAUGUUUAAGAAAUUUGCAUGUUAUACACAUUUCCUCUUAGCGUGUUUGUCACAGGAAUUCCUGCUUAAUGGUGCCUAGCAUUACCCCAGUAUAUCUAGUGUUGAAAGCUUUUUAUUCCUGAAAAUUAGUCAUCAUUAGUAUAUGAAAUGAGGUAGUUGUGAGGCAUGUAAAACCUGGGCUGGGACCAAUUAAUUCUUAAACAGCUGAUCUUUGAUCAUAAAAAUAUUAACCCUGAUUCAAGACACCAGAUGAAAGCAUGCUGUUGACUCUAUUUUAGUGAUUUUAAAUAGUGUGCGUGUAUCUAGUUUCCAAUAAAACUUUGGAAUACACGUAUGUUGGAAAUUAAGAUGUAAAAAUACCUGCCCCUGUUCUAGAUCAAGCUUUGUUACAAACAUUAAAUGGAAAGCAUUACAUCGGUAAAAAGUAAAUACUGGGAAUAUAGAUAUAUAUCCAAUAAUAUAAACUUUCCUGAGAGUUUUUAUAUUUUCACUCACUGCUUAUAUACUGUUCUGGAUAAUCAUGUGAACAAGCUGCAAAAAGCAGGGGGGAAUAUUUAAACACUUCAUUAAAACAUACAUGCUUUACACUAAACUGCAUUUAUUUUUAAAUUUUGUUCUAUUAAAAGUUUUGAAGUCUGUAACAAAAAAUAGCCAUUCUUUGCUCUGGGAGCUGCCAUUGACCUUUAAAUCUCCUUUUGGCAGAGAAUGCUGCAAAAAAAUAAAAUGGUUUAGGCAAGUCUAUUGAUAUGUUUGAA
This is a messenger RNA of Eublepharis macularius, 2344 nucleotides long. RefSeq names its product centromere protein N (gene CENPN). Bases 71 to 1114 code for a protein of 347 amino acids. The transcript has 11 exons. Gene Ontology annotation, biological process: chromosome segregation; CENP-A containing chromatin assembly. Lineage: Eukaryota; Metazoa; Chordata; Lepidosauria; Squamata; Eublepharidae. The record is from RefSeq and is a predicted model, not a curated record.